Cannabis sativa is the source of this 1816-nucleotide messenger RNA. Its product is annotated as THO complex subunit 6-like. Lineage: Eukaryota; Viridiplantae; Streptophyta; Magnoliopsida; Rosales; Cannabaceae. Gene Ontology annotation, biological process: mRNA export from nucleus. Gene Ontology annotation, cellular component: THO complex; transcription export complex. The transcript is spliced from 14 exons. Gene Ontology annotation, molecular function: protein binding. The coding region runs from base 279 to 1397 and encodes 372 amino acids. The record is from RefSeq and is a predicted model, not a curated record.
GCCCAAAAUAGAAAAAAAAAAAAAAAAAGCCCAUUUGUAAUGUUUGAGUUAGCCCAAUUGUGGUUUAGCAAGAAAAACCGAAGUCAUAUUUAUUAGACUUUCGUCCUAAGUCAUAGCAUAACUUUUUGGCUCUCUCUCCGUAACGCCAUCUCUCUCUCUAUAUCGGCCUUUUUUGGCUUUCUUACCUCGUUCACUAGCUGAUCCGAGAUCGGAGAGGAGGAAUUCUGUUUCAUUCAUUGGCCGGUUAAACAAUUACUUCACUCAUAACAGAUUCCAGAAUGUGCGGCGAUGUCACCAAUUGGGACGAAGAGACUUACAGGGAAACCAUAUUGAAGGAUAGGGAGAUUCAAACUCGAACCGUUUUCAGAACUGCUUGGGCUCCCUCCCAAAACCCUAAUCCGGACUCCAUCGUCGUCGCCUCCAGUGACGGAUCACUCGGUUCUUACUCCAUUUCUUCAAUUAUCUCUGACCUUCCACUGGGACUAGGGAACGCCAAAGCUCCACACUAUUUUGAGGCUGAACCUGAGUGUUUCCUUCAAGGGCAUGAAGGACCUUUAUACGAUGUGAAAUUCUAUGGUGAUGGUGAAGAUGCUCUGUUGCUAAGUUGCGGUGAUGAUGGUCGUAUUCGAGGAUGGAGGUGGAAGGAUUGUACAGAAUCUGACGUUCCUAUUCCUUUGCAAGGAAAGCACAUGAGACCAGUUCUUGACUUGGUGAAUCCUCAACACAAAGGUCCUUGGGGAGCUUUAUCUCCAGUCCCUGAGAACAAUGCUAUUGCUGUUAAUACUCUGAGUGGGUCCAUAUAUGCAGCUGCAGGAGAUUCUUGUGCUUAUUGUUGGGAUGUGGAGACUGGUCAAGUGAAAAUGGUUUAUAAGGGGCACUCAGACUACUUGCAUAGCAUAAUUGCUAGAAACUCUACUAAUCAGAUUAUAACUGGUUCAGAGGAUGGCACGGCACGAAUAUGGGAUUGCAGAAGUGGAAAGUGUAUUCAAGUGAUUGAACCAGGAAAGGAAAUGAAGCUGAAAGGAUAUUCCUCGUAUGUCGGUUGCAUUAGUCUUGAUGCAAGUGAAAGCUGGUUGGCUUGUGGGAGUGGUCGGAGUUUAUCGAUAUGGAACCUUCCUGCUUCUGAAUGUAUUUCGAAGAUUUCAACUUCUGCAUCUGUGCAGGAUGUGGUUUUUGACGAAAAUCAAAUACUAGCAGUUGGGGCAGAACCCCUGCUCAACCGGUUCAAUAUAAAUGGGGAGAUUCUUUCACAAAUACAAUGCGCUCCUCAGUCAGCCUUCUCUGUCUCUUUACAUCCAUCUGGGGUUACAGCCGUUGGUGGUUAUGGAGGUCUUGUUGAUGUCGUCUCACAAUUUGGAAGCCACUCAUGCACAUUUCGCUGCCAAUUUGAAUAUUAAGAAUUCUACUGCAGUUUCAACCUGUGUGAAUGUGAACAUGUUGCUGAAAUUGUAAGUUGUUUUUGAAUUGAAACAAGCCUCAGGAGUCAGCUAGUAGACAUCUUCUUUUCCCUGCACAGAAUAGAUUAAGGUUGCUUGUUGGAUGCUUCACUGUGUUACCGGCAUAGAAUUUUUCAGCACCUCUAAUAGUGACAUUGUUUUACUGCAAAAAAAUUACCAACUUGUAGUUUGCUAAUUUUGGCAAUACCAUCUUGUAAUAAUUAGGUCUUUCGAUUAUUUGUAUUUUUUUUUCAUAUUGCAAUACUUAAGUCUAAAGUCUGAAUAUUGAAAAUAUUUAAAAUGAAAUUACACUCGCACCACGUGAAUAUUUAUUUUUUUGAAGAAAACAUUCUUUUUAGGCAUGUUGAUGUCUUGCAAAA